This is a messenger RNA of Aspergillus uvarum CBS 121591, 291 nucleotides long. RefSeq lists its product as uncharacterized. Bases 1 to 291 code for a protein of 96 amino acids. The record is from RefSeq and is a predicted model, not a curated record. NCBI's taxonomy places the organism in Eukaryota, Fungi, Ascomycota, Eurotiomycetes, Eurotiales, Aspergillaceae. The transcript has a single exon.
AUGCCUCCCACUGGCGGCGAGGCCUGCCGUCCUCCCGGCGACUACCGCAUCAACAGUCACCCGACCACCGACCCUCAUACCUCGGUGGAAGACUACAACCGAGUCAUGCUCGAAUACACCCAGCGCCGGAUGGCGGGUUUCGCCGAGUUCGACGACGACAAGGGCUCGUUCCCGAGCCGGAGCAGCCGCAGCAGUCAGACCAGCGGCAACAGCGGCACCUCGACCAGCGGCGUGCUGGCCCGUCAAGCGGCUGGACCGACGUCCACUUCGGCUGGGUCUCCUCAUGCCUAA